AUCAACAGCACAAUUUUGCAGGCAUUGAACUACCAGGCAGAUAAAAUGGCUUCUCAAACUUGCUACCAUGUUCGCUCUAACAGCCUUCCUUCUAGAUCACACCCUCUUGCUUCAGACAUUGAUGAACAUCUCAGCAGGUUGAGGUCUUCUGAAGCAGCCUCUACAUCAUCAUCCAUCAGCCAUAAACUAAAUGACCUUCAGGAUUUGCAUGAUUGUGUUGAUGAUUCUCUUCAGCUGCCAUUCACCCAAGAAGUUUUAUCCCAACAGAAAAAUUGGAAAUGGGUUGAUGAGUUGUUGGAUGGGUCUCUUCAGAUCUUGGAUCUCUAUAGCUCUGCCAAGGAUUUUGUGGUGCAAGCAAAGGAAAACUCACAUGAUUUGCAAUCAGUUUUGUGUAGAAGAUGCGGUGGUGAAGUAGAGAUUGCAGCUGGGAUGAAGAAAUACUUGACCUCCAAGAAAGCUGUAAAAAAGGCCAUCAACAAGGCCUUGGCUAAAUUGAAGACUAUGGAAGCUAAAUGCACUUCCUCUUCUUUGCAUGACAAUGAGACCAAGGGCAUCGUUGGCAUGUUAAAACAAGUUGAAGCAGUCACUAUUUCUGUCUUUGGAUCUUUGUUGUCCUUGAUCUAUGGGACAAAAGGUCAAUUAGAGGCUAAGAGCCAGUCUUUGUUUUCCAAGCUGAUUAAUCCCAAAAGAAUUGCAUGCAAUGAACAAGAGAGGAACCGUAAGGAAUUUGAAAAGGUGGAUGCUACUGCCAAGAUAAUCAAAUCUGAAAAUGUGAUUCAUAAGGAGAUGCAAUCCCAGCUAAUAGACUUGGUAGCAUGCAUUCAAGGUCUCGAAGAAGGACUUGACUGCUUGUCUAGGCAUUUGAUCAAAACAAGAGUUUCCCUUCUCAACAUCCUCAACCCCUAGAUCAAAAAAGAAAAAAAAUAUAUAUCAGAGUUUUGUUUAUUUGUAAUGUAAAUGAUUGAAAUAGACACGUAUUUGAAUAAAAAAUACAUAUUCAG
This is a messenger RNA of Rubroshorea leprosula, 1001 nucleotides long. NCBI's taxonomy places the organism in Eukaryota, Viridiplantae, Streptophyta, Magnoliopsida, Malvales, Dipterocarpaceae. The record is from the annotation of a GenBank genome assembly.